Penicillium lagena is the source of this 636-nucleotide messenger RNA. Its product is annotated as superoxide dismutase. The coding region runs from base 1 to 636 and encodes 211 amino acids. The transcript is spliced from 3 exons. NCBI's taxonomy places the organism in Eukaryota, Fungi, Ascomycota, Eurotiomycetes, Eurotiales, Aspergillaceae. Gene Ontology annotation, biological process: superoxide metabolic process. The record is from RefSeq and is a predicted model, not a curated record. Gene Ontology annotation, cellular component: mitochondrion. Gene Ontology annotation, molecular function: superoxide dismutase activity; metal ion binding.
AUGGCCUCACAAUCCCACACUCUUCCAUCCCUUCCCUAUGCCUACGAUGCCUUAGAACCCAUCAUCUCCAAGCAGAUAAUGGAGCUUCAUCAUCAGAAGCAUCAUCAAACCUACGUGAAUAACCUCAAUGCGGCACUCUCGGCUCAUAUCUCGGCCACCCAGGCCAACGAUGUCUCAGCUCUGAUCAGCCUGCAGCAAAAGAUUCGUUUUAAUGGCGGCGGUCACAUAAACCACUCCUUGUUCUGGAAAAAUCUGGCUCCGCCUAACACGCCGGGAAAUGAUAUUUCAAGUGCGGCACCGACGCUUCGUGAAGCUGUUGUCUCGCAAUGGGGCUCAGAGUCUGCCUUUAUUCAGGCCUUCAACACCCAGUUGCUUAGUCUCCAGGGCAGUGGAUGGGGCUGGCUGGUGAGCACCGGAGGUCCUCGUGGAAGACUGGAAAUUACCACGACCAAGGAUCAGGACCCGAUUGUUGGGCCUGCUGUGCCCGUAUUCGGCGUAGACAUGUGGGAACAUGCGUAUUAUCUCCAGUAUCUCAACAACAAAGCCGGAUAUGUUGAUGGUAUCUGGAAUAUCAUUAACUGGGCAGAAGCUGAAAAGCGCUACACGGCUGGUGUGGAAAGCUUGCUCAAGCUCUAA